Molecule: messenger RNA, 1893 nt
Organism: Maniola jurtina (meadow brown)
Lineage: Eukaryota; Metazoa; Arthropoda; Insecta; Lepidoptera; Nymphalidae
Exons: 1
Coding region: 1-1893 (630 amino acids)
Molecular function (GO): zinc ion binding; nucleic acid binding
Source: RefSeq, a predicted model, not a curated record
AUGGACGACGGAAUCAGUACGGAGACGGAUGUAGCUGCUGCUCGUAAGUUGCGGAGUCACGGGCUAUUGUCGGUACCAAGAGAUAGCUCUCGAACUCGGAGUCCGCUCCGAUCAGGCCUUGACUCGGACCCGGACUCGGAGAGCUCCAAGGCUUCAUCCGUAAGCCGUGGUAGGGCUAAAGGCCGAGGGCGAGGUACAGGAAUCUCCCGUGCCAGAGUCAAUCUCAGAAAGGCGAAGGAAGAGGCCAAAGAGGAAGCUUUCAACCAAUUCCUACGAGAUCGAGUGUGCCGCAAGAGGAUAUCUGAGCCCGUCUUGGACCCUGAAGACUUUCCUUUAGAGGCACAAAAAGAGGACCCCACCCAACUCAGCGCCGAGGAGCUGCGAGCCGUUGCAGGUAAAAGCGUGGCAACUAUAGUUCAGGUUGCCACCAAAUCAGGGCACCUUAAGGGCUCACAUGCUAAGCUCCUUAAGGACUCAGCUGCCGCUCUGCAAGAGAUGGUGGAUGCUCUGGCAUCCAGAACGGAAGCCGAGGAAACUCGACGACUUAGAGUGGACAAUGGCCGCUUACGCCAGGAGGUGGAAAACCUCAAGACGGAGUUAAAAGCCCACCGAAGGGAAUUUAGCGAGAUGAAGGCGACCAUGGCGGCGGCAAAUACCACGUCCGUCUCCAGCCUAAGUGGGGAACUCAUCGAGGAGCUAAAAGCAUCCAUUGCUAUCUCCGUCGGUGCCAUGCUGGAUGCCCGAUUUGCCGGAAUUGAGGAAAGGCUUCUGCCCGAGAAGGUGCACCGCCCGCCCUUAGCAGCGGAUAAGAGCCGAGAAAUGGCAGCGAUGCAGACAGUUACUGCUGCUCCAACGGCUCGGAUGGGCCCGAUGACUCGGAGUUUUACAGUGGCCUCGAAGCCCGCUGGGACUCCUGAGACAAUGGCUGGACCCAGUCGAGUUGAGGCAAGGGAGGUCAAUGACUGGGCAACAGUUGUCAAAAAGGGCAAAAAGGCCAAAAAAACCUCACCGCCCACAGCCGGCGCUGCCACCACCCCAACGGUUGCCACUGCCGCCAAAACAAGUCAGCCGGUUAAACCGAAACUUACGUCCCCUAAAACCGCGGCGGUCGUAGUCACAUUGCAGCCGGAAGCGGCAGAAAAGGGGGUGACCUACGCUAAAAUACUGGAGCAGGCGGAGCGUCAGGUCAACUUGGAGGAGCUUGGCAUCGGCGAAGGAAUAAAAAUUCGCCGAGCGGCUACAGGCGCCAGGCUCUUAGAGCUUCCUAAGGGCCAGACGGCGGAACAGGCGGAAUUACUAGCGAGCAGGCUCCGCACUGUUUUAGAUGGCGUGGCUAGUGUGGUUCGCCCAUCCAAGCUUGCGACCCUCAGGGUCACUGGACUUGAUGACUCGGUCACAAAAGAAAAGAUAAUUGCUGCCGUCGUGCGAGCUGGGAACUGUCCUACCGAGUCGUUAAAAGUGGGAGAAGUGCAGUCCGGCCCCAGAGGGGUGGGCGCAGCCAUCUUGCACUGCCCCAUAGAGGUGGCUAAAGUAAUCUCGGAAGCCGGGAAGCUACGGGUCGGUUGGAGUUCUGCCGAGGUCCAUGUGCUAGAGCAACGCCCCUUGCGCUGCUUUAAGUGCCUCGGUAUCGGGCACACAAAGCCAGUCUGUCCGUCCACAGCAAACCGAGGCGACCUGUGCUUCCGGUGCGGUGGAAACGGUCACAAAUCGCUGGGAUGCAUAGCCCCAAUGCGCUGCGCAGUGUGCAAAGACGCAGGGCUACCAUCAGAACAUAUCAUGGGGGGUAGGAGCUGUAACCCUCCCUCAGUGAAGGGUAAGAUGGUCUCAAUGGCUCAGGCCGCCACCAGCGCUGGUCGUCGUCAGGCGCAAGAGGAAGCUGAAAUGUCAUCAUGA